Molecule: messenger RNA, 1785 nt
Organism: Pyrenophora tritici-repentis Pt-1C-BFP
Lineage: Eukaryota; Fungi; Ascomycota; Dothideomycetes; Pleosporales; Pleosporaceae
Product: ProP, Permease major facilitator superfamily
Biological process (GO): transmembrane transport
Cellular component (GO): membrane
Molecular function (GO): transmembrane transporter activity
Source: RefSeq, a predicted model, not a curated record
AUGUCGCGAGAAAACAAUGCAACAGGUGAACAUGAGGCGCUAUUGAACGCUAGCGAGGUCGUUCCCUCAUCCUCACGGAACUAUUCGACUCUAGAUAACGCGGACUCUUAUCACAAACCGACGCCAGGAGAAGCAACACAUUCAGAAGCUGACAAAGAGAAGCUUAUCGUGCAUGAUCAAUCUGACGAUCUUGAGCGCUCAUAUUCGUUAGUGGAAGAGUUGGGAGAUGGUGAUGUUUCCUUGUACGAGAAGAAAUGCCUACUUGUCAACCGUGAAAUCGAUCUCAUGGGCAUGGGACGAUAUCAAUGGUCGAUCUGGGUGUUAUGUGGGGCAGGUUACAUGAUUGACCUGAUGUGGGCACAAGCAUUUGGACUCGUUUUGUCACCAAUGCAGCAAGAGCUUGGGUUUGGGGCUGAUCAGACAGGUCAACUCUCCACGGCCUUCUCAAUCGGACUUACAGCCGGUGCGUUCGUUUGGGGUGUCCUAGUGGACGUCAUCGGACGCAAGUUCUCUUUCAACCUGACGGUCUUCUUUGCUUGCAUUUUCGGAACCUGUAUCGGAGCCCCAAGCAGCUACAACGGCAUUCUCAUUCUCACGGCCUUUACUGGGUUUGGCGUUGGAGGCAACAUUCCAAUCGACACAACCAUUACUUUGGAAGCAACACCGCAGAGCAAACGCUACCUUCUGCCUUUAUUAUCCAUCUUCCAGCCAAUUGGGGUGGUUAUCUGUUCAGUUCUGGCAUACGGUUUCAUACCCAACUGGUCCUGUAGCCCCAACUUUUCAGAGGGUGCUCGAGCUCUGCCUGCAUGCGGAAUGGUGGCCAAAGGAGCCGCAUGUUGCUCGAGAGAGGACAACAUGGGAUGGCGGUACCUGUUGUUCACUCUGGGAGGCGUCACUAUUGUUGUGUUCCUUCUCCGUUCAGUUCUCUUCGACUUCCAAGAGUCCCCCAAGUUCCUCAUCUACCGAGGAAAGGACGCCGACGCUAUCAAAGUGCUACAAACUAUAGCUCAGUACAACAAUACCACAUGCAGGUUGAGACUAGAGGAUCUCGAAUCUCUGGAACGCCAAUUCGAAUCCGCUCGGAGCAUUGGACCCACACUUGGAGGCGGUGCCAAACAGCUAGAGUCUACGUGGGGUGAGAAGCUCAAACUAGAAGGCGAUCGUUUCAAGCUCCUGUUCUCGAACUUCCAGAUGACGAGGCUGACGCUCUUGGUAUGGCUGACGUACAUUUGUGACUACUGGGGAUUCACAGUUGCGGGUACUUAUCUCCCGCAGAUUCUAGCGGUGAAGAAUGGCGCUCUGGAUCUUUCCCUUCGCUACACGUACCGAUCCUACAUCUUCAUCUAUCUCCCUGGUGUCUUUGGCGUUGUCCUCGGGACGCUAUCUUACCGAGCAUCGCGAGUAGGCCGCAAGUGGACUAUGGUUGUUUCUUCUGCGUUGAUGGGUAUCUCCAUCUUCCUCUUCAGCAGCGUCAAUUCCGCGGGGUCAAACAUCGGAUUCAAUGUCAUGGAGUAUUUCUUCCAGUCCAUGUUCAACUCGGUCUUGUACGGAUGGACGCCUGAAGCUUUCCCAGCACCGAUCAGAGGCACGGCGUGUGGUAUCGCAAGUUUCUGGGGCAGACUCUUUGGCAUUGUCAGUCCGCUCAUCGCGCAACAUUUAUAUGCCGGCGGAGGUACAGGAAGGGAUAUCAACAGUGUGCUAUACCUGGCUGGUGGCGUGACACUGGGCUGUGUCAUCACAACGGCACUACUACCUAGCCAACUCGUGGGCAGGCAGAGUUUGUAG